Molecule: messenger RNA, 2632 nt
Organism: Tachysurus vachellii
Lineage: Eukaryota; Metazoa; Chordata; Actinopteri; Siluriformes; Bagridae
Gene: adprm
Product: ADP-ribose/CDP-alcohol diphosphatase, manganese-dependent
Exons: 3
Coding region: 227-1243 (338 amino acids)
Molecular function (GO): ADP-ribose diphosphatase activity; 2',3'-cyclic-nucleotide 2'-phosphodiesterase activity; manganese ion binding
Source: RefSeq, a predicted model, not a curated record
AAGAAGAAACUGAAGCUGUCAUUACAAGUGUCAGAUGAAACAUAAACAGAAACAUGUCUUUAUUGUUACAGCUAUUACAGUGUAGUUGUCAUGUAAAUACAGACAUGUAUACAACAGGACAGGUUUAUUUAGAGACAUCAGUAUAGCCAGCGCGUUAUUUUCCACAUGAUCAUAUCCACAUUUCUGCACUUUUUUCUCUAUUGUUAUCUAAACACAAAGAGAUCAGAUGGAGAAGAUCGAGGCUCAGAUGGAGAAGAUCGAGGCUCAGAUGGAGAAGAUCGAGGCUCCUGUGUUCACCUUCGGCGUGAUUGCUGAUAUUCAGUACGCAGAUUUAAAGGACGGUUAUAAUUAUCACAGAACCAGGAAGCGUUAUUACAGAAACAGCCUGCAACUGUUGAGAAAUGCCAUCAGGAGCUGGAAUGAAGAGGAUGUGAAGCCCAGCUUCAUCCUGCAGCUCGGAGACAUCAUUGACGGCUUCAACAGCAAGUAUGGGGCAUCAGAUAAAGCCCUGAAAACAGUGAUGGAUGAAUUCAGGAGCUGCUCUGCUCAGGUCCAUCAUGUGUGGGGCAACCAUGAGUUCUACAACUUCUCCAGGAGUGACCUGUUCUCCUCUGAUCUUAACAGCGGGGUCAAGGUGGAUGAGGAGAAAGAUGAUAUGAUGGAUUUGGUCUACGCUUACCACUUCAGCCCAGCUCCCAACUUCAGAUUUGUGGUCCUGGACGCUUACGAUCUGAGUAUCAUUGGCCGGGAGGAAUCGUGUGAGAAGUACAGUCAGUCGUUGGACAUCAUAAAAUCACACAAUCCUAAUGAGGAACUAAAUCAGCCUCCAGGCAUAUAUCCUUUGGAUGAAAGGUUUGUGAAGUUCAACGGAGGAUUCAGUCAAGGUCAGGUCGACUGGCUGGAUAGAGUGUUGACCAGUGCUGAUGAGAAAGGAGAAAAGGUCACGGUUGUGAGUCAUGUUCCUGUUCAUCCCUUGUCCACUUCCUCCGUAUGUCUGGCAUGGAACUUUGAUGACGUCUUUUCUCUUCUGCAGUCUCACAAGAGCGUGGUGUGUUUCAUGGCUGGACACGACCACGAUGGAGGUUAUUGCAUAGAUACAGCCGGUAUUCAUCACCUCACGCUGGAAGGCGUUAUUGAGACGCCACCAGGCGGUGAUGCAUUUGGCACUGUGUGUGUAUAUGAGGACAAGAUGAUCCUCAGAGGUAAAGGGAGAAUUAAGAACAGGAAGCUUUGGUAUCGAUGAUGAAGAGUGAAUAGAUUUAAAAUAUCAGAAAUAUGUUUCUGAAUCCAAUAUUUAGGUUAGGGUUUAAAAAAUGUCUGGUGUUAAGAGUAACGCUCUUACACUCUCUUACACCCACGCACACACACAUACAAGGUUGUUUGGUUUCACAAAAUGACCACAGCUCUCUGCUGUGAUAAUGAAAAGCAUACAAACCUAUUUCUUCUUCUGAGGUUCUGGAAAUGUGCCUGAGAUGAUCCUCUUCUGAGAGUGUUUUUUUCCCCUGUAUUUCUGAAGUAUAACAAAUCCAAGCUGCUCAGUUACAGUAGGUAGCUUAGGUUCAUUCUAAUCUUUAAAAAGGAAAAUAGUCCCGUUCUGUAUCUCUACCUGAGUUACAGGUUGACUCAGUGUGGAAAAAUAUAAUGCUUCCAAGCCCCAUGAUAUAUGCUGCCGAAUGUGUCAGAAACCAAAGCCAGAUUUUGAGUUAUACAUCACAUGUCCUAUAGAGAUGACAGCAUUAAUUGGGUGGACAAUUCUGUCAGGAGUUUACAGGUCCAUAUGCCCAGGUAUAUAUGUGUCAUUUGAUGUGAAAUUAAUUAAAACAGAGACUUAUAAGAUAUUUAUUAGAACAGCUGGUCAGGCCUUUGUGAAGCCUUAAAUAGAGAAGAGAAAGCAUCUAGUUAGCAUCCACUUACUUGAGUGUUACAUCCAUCUAUCUGGUCUGGGCUAAAAACCAGCUCUUGAUGUAAUGACCAGUGUCUUUCAGGUCUAAGGGAUUGUGUGUGUGUGUGUGUGUGUGUGUGUGUGUGUGUGUGUGUGUGUGUGUGUGUGUGUGUGUGCACUCCAGUCAGUCAGGAGCUUCAUAUACAUUGGGGAUGUAAACCUGGUUACUUUGCCUGUUGUACAUGUAUUUUGGUUGCUUUACAGUCUAUUUAGAUUUAUUAUUUUCACAACUUCCUUUUCCAAAAUAACAAAAACAGCCUAAUCUCUAAAGGUUUUUUUAGUAAAGAAAAGAAAUCUAUAGAUAUUCACAUACAGCCCAGUGACUGGCAUACUGCUGUUAGUUUGAAUAUUAAAUUAUAAUUUACAUAACAUUUUGCCUUUUUGAUCAUUAAAUAGAAGAUAGUGUGAAAUAAUACAUUAUUUCGGAGUACACUCUGCUGAAACGUCUGCUAUAGUGGAAUAGAGUGAUAUAUAAUCUUUGGAAGAAAAAAUAUAUUUCUGCAGGUAUAUUUCUGCAGUUUUGUUUUUUCCAUGCAACACUGGGGUCACUGGGAUCCUUUUUUAAUUUUAAUGGGGAAAAAAAACAAAUUUUUGUGCAAAAUUUAAUUUUGCUAUUUAUAUUUUUUGUAAGUGUGAAUAAUGAAUGAUGUGAAUAAAAGAAUCAAAUGUAAUAUUUUAAUAAUUUAAAAA